Molecule: messenger RNA, 1264 nt
Organism: Aphanomyces invadans
Lineage: Eukaryota; Oomycota; Saprolegniomycetes; Saprolegniales; Verrucalvaceae
Exons: 1
Coding region: 104-478 (124 amino acids)
Source: RefSeq, a predicted model, not a curated record
AGUGUGACUGGUCGAAUUCUGGCGAAUAAAGUAAAGUCAAUAUAAUGAAUAAACUUUUGGUCGGAGACGGGUGAUUCCUUUCCGGGACAGGGACGUACGGUACAUGCGGCGUCUCUCCUUGCAAGCGGUUCACCGCUUGCGCCGAUCCAUUGCGAGACUGGCAGUCUCCGCCCCAAACGCCACCGGUCGCCUCGGUUCCGCGUCGGAACGCUCAACGACCAUUCGCUCGGCACAGAAGCGAAGCGACAGCAAUUCGCCGUUGACCUCGCGAGGUACCGGCUCCAGAUCCUCUGCCUACAAGAGACGCACCUCGUCAACGGCCACGAGAAGCUACGGCCACGAGAAGGCUAUCGGCACCGCGCAGCGUUACGACGUCCACUCCUUGCCGUCCAAGUUGCGCUUCCAUCCCGUCAUAUUCGCCGUCGCCGGCAUCAUCUCAUCCGUGCGUGGUCAGUGUCCGACCGGAUCGCCAUACUGAAGCUCAAGUUAAACCAAUACUCACGGUACAGAAUGGCUUUAUGCAUAUGCGCCACAAAUGGGGCGGACGAAGGCCGAGUCGGACAGGUUCGACGACGACGUCCCUGUAAACACGUUCCAUCACGUCAGCCAAAGGCUUGACCAUCACAUUGCGGCGUGGUAUGGACAUGCGCAUCCAGUUCAUCGCGCAGAGAUGAAUUGCUGGAGGUCUUGACCGGUCACUGGCAGCUUCAAAUCGUGCAGCGCCUCGAUGCGCUCGGGGUCAUGCUUUAACCCUUCACCAGAGACGAUACAUCCACACCAGGCGGUUUGAUAGAACCGACACUUGUUUGUGUUCAACUUGAGCCCACGGAACUCGCAAAUCUUCAGUACGCGCUCCAACGCGACCAGCAGACCUUCCUUGGUCUUGCUGUAGCCGAGUACAUCGUCUAGCCAGAUGAGCAGACAGCGGUAUAGCUCGUCCACAAACUUCUCUUGCACCGAUGACUUGCAAUACGUCACGCUGCCCGUGCCACCCAUCAACACUCGGAUUGUUGUGCAACCGCCGAUGCCCGUAAGAGGCGAGAACCUCUCCUGCGAGUCAGGAUGCAGCGCAAACUGCCAUUAGGACACCACAGAGGUGGUCGAGGAUUACCUCUAGCAUUGGCAUCGACCAGAGAAUCCGCUCCGUCUGAGCAAUGACUGGACGGACGUCCACUGUCAUGCGAAGUUCGUUCGCUUCAGGUUUCAUCACGAUAAGCGGCGCCGAGUACCACUUCGACGUGGAUUGCGGUACCGUGGACCUUAU